Molecule: messenger RNA, 525 nt
Organism: Diatraea saccharalis (sugarcane borer)
Lineage: Eukaryota; Metazoa; Arthropoda; Insecta; Lepidoptera; Crambidae
Source: the annotation of a GenBank genome assembly
AUGGCAUUAAAACCGACAACGUGUAAGGAGGCAAUAGCUCGCUGGGAGAAAUUGAAAGGAGAAGUGGCUGCAGACGCUACUGUGAUAGAGUUGCAGUUCCAGUGGCCACCAAUCGAAAAAAUGGAUGGAAUGAGAAAUCUGAAGAUAUUAUCGCUGGGUCGAAAUUAUAUAAAAUCAUUGGCCGGAAUCGAAUGUCCAGCACUCAGAGAUUUGGUCUUCACUGGUAACCCGCUUUGUGAUAACCAGCCUGACGUAGAUGCUUGGCGCACUCAAGCAUCCAACCGCCUCCAGCAAAUAACAAAACUCGAUGAUGCAGUGCCACAGACCGCUGCACCUAAUGCGCGAGACAAUAACGCGAUUAGUGAAAUAAAUACUGUAACAAGAGCAGAACAACCCGACGCGGUGCCAUUUACAGAUCUUAUCGUAAAACGUAAUGGACUAGCUGCCGAUAUCGGCGAUCUCCGUUCAAAUCGUUGGAAACCACUUUCCGGCAUUAAAUUUUUCACUGUUAGUGUACCAGUGUGA